Kazachstania africana CBS 2517 is the source of this 852-nucleotide messenger RNA. RefSeq names its product cyclin-dependent protein serine/threonine kinase inhibiting protein SIC1 (gene SIC1). The transcript has a single exon. The record is from RefSeq and is a predicted model, not a curated record. The coding region runs from base 1 to 852 and encodes 283 amino acids. NCBI's taxonomy places the organism in Eukaryota, Fungi, Ascomycota, Saccharomycetes, Saccharomycetales, Saccharomycetaceae.
AUGAACCAUCCUUCUACUCCGCCUAGAUCAAGACACAACCAAUCGAGCAAUGUCGUUGACGAUACUUUGACGUUUGGACCGUCUUUACCAUCAUUGAAUAGAAAGGUUACUGUAGAACCAGCUACACCUCAAAAGAAUACGAGUUUAACUGCUCCGGUUACUCCCUCCACUGUACAGAAACAUCAACUUAAUUCAUCUACAAAUUCAAUGAAAAAUGGUAUCCCACUUUUACUUCAUCCAAGAAAUCAACAACAGGCCAUGUUUUCACCAUUUAAUGGGCUUAAAUCUCCUGAAUUUGUAUCACAGAGAAGAAGUUCCAUUACUAAAACUAAUACAGAUAAUGAUAAAAUUUUACAGAAUGUAAGCAGGAUUUUGUUCCCCAAUAAACGUGAGAGUGACGACGAAGAAAGUGGUACCGAAGAUACCCAGACAUUUGCUUCACAAAGUUCCUUACUGCCACCAAAGAGAACAAAACAUCAUAAGGAAGUACCGGCAACCCCAAGUGAUAAACUCAUAUCAUUCAAAUUAGCAGAAGAAUGGAAUAACAAUUCUUCGAAAACUGGCGCGGCAGAUAGUGAUAGUGAGGAAGAAUUUAUUAAUAAAGGAAAAUUAAUUAAUCCAUUUGAAUCAACUAAAGUGCCAAGCCGUAAAUUAAGAAAUAAAAGAAUGCAAAUAUUGAAAAAGGAAAAUGGUAGAAUUGAUAAAGAAGUUACCUAUUUGAACAAAAAUGGUGAAAUUGUGAAGACAAAAGAAGUGAGUGAUAGCGCAAUCAAACCAAAAAUGUUAUUUGAAAGAGAAAUUUAUGAAAACUGUAGCAAUACGGAUUUUGUUGAUUCAGAUAAUGAUAGUUAG